Cynara cardunculus var. scolymus (artichoke) is the source of this 798-nucleotide messenger RNA. RefSeq lists its product as uncharacterized. Gene Ontology annotation, molecular function: nucleic acid binding. The coding region runs from base 1 to 798 and encodes 265 amino acids. Gene Ontology annotation, biological process: DNA integration. The transcript has a single exon. Lineage: Eukaryota; Viridiplantae; Streptophyta; Magnoliopsida; Asterales; Asteraceae. The record is from RefSeq and is a predicted model, not a curated record.
AUGGCUUGUGUUACUAAUGAUGCAAAAACUGUGGUUAAAUCUCUUCAAAAACAUAUUUUUACAAUGUUUGGUACCCCAAGAGCUCUAAUUAGUGAUGAGGGUACCCACUUUGUAAAUAACCUGAUGAGUGGAGUUCUUGAAAAGUACAACAUUAACCAUAGAAUAGCAAAUGCCUACCACCUGCAAACCAAUGGAUUAGCUGAACUCUCAAACCGUGAAAUAAAAGGAAUUUUAGAAAAGGUUGUCAAGCCAAACCAAAAGGAUUGGGCUUUCAAAUUAGAUGACGCUUUAUGGGCCUACCGGACUACUUUUAAAACACCUAUCGGUAUGUCCUCAUAUAAGCUUGUUUUUGGUAAAGCUUGUCACCUGCCUUUGGAACUAGAACACAAAGCAUAUUGGACCAUCAAAGAAUUAAAUAUGUGCCCAGAUAUGGCUGCCAGUAAAAGAAAAGUCCAGUUGUGUGAAUUAGAGGAACAUGGGAAUUUGUCCUAUGAAAGUGCCAAGAUUUACAAAGAUAAAACUAAAAAAUGGCAUGAUAAAAGAAUCCAACACCGGGAGUUAAGAGCUGGUCAGAAAGCUCUUUUGUUUAACUCUAGGUUGAAACUGAUCCCGAGAAAGUUCAAGUCCCGUUGGUCUGGACCUUUCCUCAUUCAUAAAGUUUAUCCGUAUGGAGCAGUUGACCUAAUCAAUCCCGAGGACAAUUUUGUGUUCAAAGUUAACGGUCAAAGAGUGAAGUUAUUUAAUGAUCCGGUAGAAAUUCCAGAGUUAUGCUCUGUGAAUUUUGUUACCCUUUGCUAA